Molecule: messenger RNA, 1740 nt
Organism: Cajanus cajan (pigeon pea)
Lineage: Eukaryota; Viridiplantae; Streptophyta; Magnoliopsida; Fabales; Fabaceae
Product: HSP40/DnaJ peptide-binding protein
Cellular component (GO): cytosol
Molecular function (GO): protein-folding chaperone binding
Source: RefSeq, a predicted model, not a curated record
UGGAUAUUCUGUUACCUUUCUCUUGUCUUUUCUCCAUCCCUCUUAUACGUUGCCAUUAGUUAUCUCUUUUUUUUUUCCCUCCCUUUCAAUGGGAGACCACUCAUUCUUUAAGAUUCCAAAAAAUAAAUCUUUGAAAGACGUGACCAAGGUUUACAAAUCGUUGGUAUCCAAACGGCACCAUGACAAGAAAAACCCUGAGGAGACAUCACCGGGGUUUGAGUAUAAUGAUAAUAAAAGAGUGGAUGAAGACAUUUGGAGCCGUAAAUUUUUGUCAAAAGCUGCAAGUAGAAGAUCUAAAACGCCAACACCAAAAUCAAGGCCUCUUUCAAGACAUGGAAGCAGGCGAUGCACAACACCUACCUCUCUUUCGAGAAGUAUCAGCCGUAAGAGUGCUGCAGAAAUUGCUGCAUCAUCUAUCAAAAGGAUUAUGAGCAGAAGGAGUUCCUCAACUUCUUUUCCAAGGAGCAUGAGAUUGGACAUCUCUGAACCUGAGUUAUGCAACCCAGCAGGCUCUCCAACAAUAGGUGCAGGCAUAAGGGGUUCCUCAACUUUUUCAAGGAACAUGAGAUCUGAAACCUCUGAACCUGAAUUAUGCAACCCAUCAGGCUCUCCAACAAAAGGUGCAGGUGCAGGCAUAAGGAGCGCCAAAGAGAGAGAACAUGUCCCUCCAGUCUCAUUGUCAAGCAAUCUGAGCCGUAGGGCCACGACACCUAUCAUAUUUUCACAGACAACAGCUAGAAGGAAACCCCCAGAAGUUGAGAGAGUGCUCCAUUGCACACUCGAGAACUUAUGCUUUGGAUGCAUAAAAAAGAUAAAACUUACCAGAGAUGUUAUCAAGCAUCCGGGGGUAAUUGUCCAAGAGGAGGAAGUUUUAAAAAUUGAAGUGAAACCAGGAUGGAGAAAAGGAACAAAGAUUACAUUUGAAGGAGUAGGUGAUGAGAAACCUGGAUACCUCCCAGCUGAUAUAGUAUUCUUGAUUGAUGAAAAGCAACACCCUUUGUUUACGAGAGAUGGCAAUGAUUUGGAAAUAUGUGUUGAGAUUCCGCUAGUAGAUGCACUUACAGGCUGUUCCAUAUCAAUCCCUCUAUUAGGAGGGGAAAAUAUGACUCUGUCAUUCAAGAAUAUUGUCAUAUAUCCUGGAUAUGAAAAGAUUAUUAAAGGUCAAGGAAUGCCAAACCCCAAAAAUAACGGGAUAAGAGGUGAUCUUCAUGUCAAAUUCCUCGUUGAUUUCCCCACAGAAUUAAGUGAAGAACAACGGAAAGAAGCUUCUAAUAUCCUGCAAGGUUGUUGCUAAUGAUCAUAGUUGUAUGCAGAUGCACUAAUUUGCUAAAAACAAGUGAGGACAAAAGAGUAUUUUAUUAUCAGUUUAAAAAACUUCUGGUAUCUUGCAUGCAUAGUCAGUCCUACCCAACCCAACAAUACCAAUAUCAGACAACCAAUUCACUGGAGCACAACAAUAAUGCAUGGAUGCAUUUCGUUAGAAGAGAAUGAAGAUGUUGAGCUUCCAUAUGGGGGAGGUCAGGGCUGUAGAAAAAGAAAGGGAACUUCCACAGUUUCACUUACCAUUUAAGGCCAAAACAGGGAUUACAGAAUGCAACAUCUACAUUGUUAGCACUAGGUUACUCAUUCCUAGGACAUAGCUGCUACUUGUCCAAAUAUUUGAGGAGAUACUGUCUCCAAAGAUAUAUGUAUCAAUCUAUAACAGUAGUCAACAAAUUAAUGUAACUAGAGUUUUCAUCA